AAUAUACACGAGGGCGCCAAACACAUUUCCCAACUCACCAAGCACCACGCCAUUUCUUAAUCGCAGCGCCUAAACCCAGCCCUCUUAAUUAUAUCGCUACUGUGUUAGUACAACCAGUGCGGUAACAAGCUUAAAACGCACUACCAUGGCCACGGUGCCGGAUGGCGGUGUGUUGCAUUUGCACCCCUAUGCCGUCGCCACGGCCGCGGUGGCAUUGGCUUCGGCGUACAUGGUGUGGUUCUGGGCGCUGUCACGGCGACUGUCCGGGCCGCGAAUGUGGCCGCUCGUCGGCAGCCUUCCCAGCGUCGUGCUCAACCGGGCGCGGGUGCACGACUGGAUCGUCGACAACCUGCGCGCUACGGGCGAAGCAGCCACGUACCAGACGUGCAUCCUGCCGUUGCCACUCUUGGCGCGGCGCCAGGGGCUGGUGACUGUCACGUGCAACCCGCGGAACCUGGAGCACAUCCUGCGCACGCGCUUCGACAACUACCCCAAGGGCCCCAUGUGGCAGGCGGCGUUCCACGACCUCCUCGGCCAGGGCAUCUUCAACUCCGACGGCGAGACGUGGCUGCUCCAGCGCAAGACGGCGGCGCUCGAGUUUACCACACGGACAUUGCGCCAGGCGAUGGCACGUUGGGCCAACCGCAUAAUCAAGUACCGUCUGUGGAGUAUCCUCGCAGACCACUGUGAAGCCGCAGCAAGCGUUGACCUCCAAGACCUGCUCCUGCGUCUCACCUUCGACAACAUUUGCGGCCUCACCUUCGGCAAGGACCCCGAGACGUUGUCCCCGGGGUUGCAGGAGAACCCCUUCGCCAACGCUUUCGACACGGCCACUGAGGCGACGAUGCAGAGGUUCUUGUUCCCCAGCUUCCUGUGGCGCAUCAAGAAGGCGCUCGGCAUCGGCAGCGAGCAGAGCCUCCGCGAGAGCCUCGCGGUGGUGGACCAUUACAUGACGGAGGCCAUUGCGGCGCGCAAGGCGACGCCGUCCGACGACCUGCUCUCCAGGUUCAUGAAGAAGCGCGACGGAAACGGCAGGGCGUUCCCGGAGGACGUGCUCCAGUGGAUCGCGCUUAACUUCGUGCUCGCCGGGCGCGACACGUCGUCCGUCGCGCUCAGCUGGUUCUUCUGGAUGCUCAUGCAACGGCGCGAAGUCGAGCGCAAGGUGGUUCUGGAGAUCGCCUCCGUGCUCAGGCAGACACGGGGCGACGACACUGGGAGGUGGACGGAGGAGCCACUGGACUUCGACGAGCUGGAUCGCCUCGUUUACCUGAAGGCGGCAUUGGCGGAGACGCUACGGCUGUACCCGUCGGUGCCGCAGGACUCCAAGUACGUCGUGGCGGACGACGUGUUGCCAAACGGCACCGUAGUUCCUGCCGGCUCGGCGAUCACCUACUCCAUCUACUCUGUUGGAAGGAUGGAGAGCAUUUGGGGGAAGGACUGCGCGGAUUUCCGGCCUGAGCGGUGGCUGUCGGCUGACGGGACGCGAUUCGAGCCGGCCAAGGACGCGUACCGAUUCGUGGCGUUCAACGGCGGGCCGAGGACUUGCCUCGGCAAGGACCUGGCCUACCUGCAGAUGAAGUCCAUCGCGUCGGCCGUGCUGCUGCGCCACUCAGUUGAGCUCGUCCCGGGGCACAAGGUGGAGCAGAAGAUGUCACUCACGCUGUUCAUGAAGAAUGGUCUCCGCGUGUACGUCAAGCCGCGGGACCUUGCCGGCUACGUUGCGCCACCGAACGAGGCACCGCAUCAGGGAGCCGUCGUGAUCCCGACCACCACCGCAGCAGCUGCAUAGCCUUGCAUUGCAUGUGCCCACGCACAUUGGCUUCUCAUGCCUGCUGCCUGCUGAAGUUGUUCUGCCUGUCAAAGUCACAUCGUUUUCACCUACUUUCCCCUGCAUUAGAUUGUUAGGUUUGUUCGCACCAGGUUUCAUAUGGUUGUACUUGUGUACGUUUGCGUGCAUCGGUUUGUGUACUUUUGUUGAGGUCUGCUGAAUCGACCAAACUGGAGCUUUUACUUUACACAUACGAACGAAUGUCAAUACAGAUAUUUUUAAAAGUUCUGUAUGGCGGGACCUGUAUUCUCAGCAACAGCAAGGCCGGCGAGUUCUCGUUUUAAACCAGAUUUGAUUAAAAA
Molecule: messenger RNA, 2130 nt
Organism: Phragmites australis (common reed)
Lineage: Eukaryota; Viridiplantae; Streptophyta; Magnoliopsida; Poales; Poaceae
Product: cytochrome P450 86A1-like
Exons: 1
Coding region: 146-1789 (547 amino acids)
Molecular function (GO): oxidoreductase activity, acting on paired donors, with incorporation or reduction of molecular oxygen; iron ion binding; monooxygenase activity
Source: RefSeq, a predicted model, not a curated record